GAUUGGCACCGUAUCGUACGAUUGUUUUUCUGUGGACAACUAUUAAGUUGCCUGGCUGGAACAAUAACAAACUUUAAUAAAUGAACGCGUUUUCAUAGACACCGAUCGUCGAGCUGUGUCCCAAUAAUAGCAAAUUCGUCUUAAUUCCGUACGUGUGUGAAAGUUUAAUAUCGUUGUAAAAAAUUUAAAUAUAUCCUAUUAAAAUAUAAAAUGGAUCGUCCUAUUGGUGCUUUCGUAAAUCCCUUUGGCCAGCGUCCCUGGAUGGCACAGACUGGUGCUGCAGCUCCUAGUGGUGGUGGUAAAGGUGUGAAAGGUAUUAUUGCUGGAGGUAUUACCGGUGGUAUCGAAAUUUGCAUCACCUAUCCCACGGAAUAUGUCAAGACACAGUUGCAAUUGGACGAGAAAGGUGCUAACAAACGAUACAACGGCAUUGGUGACUGUGUGAAAAAGACAAUCCAACAGAGAGGUUUCUUUGGCCUGUACAGAGGUUUGAGUGUUUUGCUGUACGGAAGUAUACCAAAAUCGGCGGCUAGGUUUGGAGCAUUCGAAACAUUACGUGGUCAUUUGGCUGAUGAAAAUGGCCAAUUAAGUACUUCCGGGAAAUUGUUGGCUGGCUUGGGAGCUGGUGUAUGUGAAGCUGUGUUGGCUGUAACACCCAUGGAGACCAUUAAAGUGAAAUUUAUUAACGAUCAGCGUAGCGCCAAACCUCAAUAUAAAGGAUUUGCUCAUGGUGUAGGCUGUAUUAUUAAAGCAGAAGGUAUUAGCGGCAUUUACAAGGGUUUGACACCCACCAUCUUAAAGCAGGGUUCCAAUCAAGCAAUUCGUUUCUUCGUCAUGGAAUCUCUUAAGGAUAUGUAUAAGGGAGAUGACAAAAACAAACAUGUUCCUAAAUUAUUGGUUGGUGCAUUCGGUGCGUUUGCCGGUGCUGCAUCUGUGUUCGGUAACACUCCUUUGGAUGUGGUCAAGACACGUAUGCAAGGCUUAGAAGCUGCCAAAUAUAAAAAUACCGCCGAUUGUGCCAUGCAAAUUUGGAAGAAUGAAGGUGUUACCGCCUUCUACAAGGGCACAGUGCCUCGUCUAGGUCGUGUCUGUCUCGAUGUAGCCAUAACAUUCAUGAUUUACGACUCAUUUAUGGAUUUAUUCAACAAGGUGUGGAAAGACUAAAUGAUUUCAUCAAUUUAAUGCAACUUAAUUAUGUACUUUUUAAGUUUAUUUCUUUUACAAAUUAAUAUAUUGUUGACUAUACUAGUCAAUAUCCAGCUAGUUACCUUUUAGUUAAAAUAAUAAUUACAUUUUUAUAAUGAAUGUUUGUGUGUGUGUGUAUAUGCAUGUAGAUAAUGUUUUUUAAGUUUUACACUAUUCCAAUUAAACGAAACACUUGUUCAGACGAAAAACAUUCUUUGUAAAUUGCAUUUAAAUAAAUAUUAGUAGGGGUUUUCAAGUAAUCAAAUAAAUGCUUUGUAAAGCAAAAUUUAUUUACACAAAAAUGUAUAUAUACAUUUACAAAUUGUGUAAACUUAUACGGUUAAAUGAAUAUCCCUAUUAUACAGUACUAUUUAUUUAUACUAUAUAUUUUUUUUACUUAAACAUUUCUGUUUAUUACUUUUGAAAACAUAAACAAUUCUACAAUAAUAAAGUAGUUGCAAACAACCAUGUAUAAAAAUUAUAAUAAUAAAUAUGUAUCUAUAUGUAUGUA
Molecule: messenger RNA, 1696 nt
Organism: Calliphora vicina (urban bluebottle blowfly)
Lineage: Eukaryota; Metazoa; Arthropoda; Insecta; Diptera; Calliphoridae
Product: putative tricarboxylate transport protein, mitochondrial
Exons: 4
Coding region: 211-1164 (317 amino acids)
Biological process (GO): mitochondrial citrate transmembrane transport
Cellular component (GO): mitochondrion
Molecular function (GO): citrate secondary active transmembrane transporter activity
Source: RefSeq, a predicted model, not a curated record